AUGGCAUCCAAAAGUACAUCCUCGGUGUUACUGGAAACAGCGGUAGUUCUUGUUGAAGACGAUCAUGGGCUUGCGUACCCUGCAAGGGCUCUACUUGAUUCUGGAUCAGAGUGUAAUUUCAUGUCGGAAAGUUUUUCACAAUUCUUGAGGAUCAAACGAAAUCGGGCAGAGGUUGCCGUAUCAGGUGUCGGGCAGGUCAAUACGAGAGUAAGGCAUACAGUGAAUGCGGUGGUCAGAUCCAGAGUGGGUGGCUAUAAAUGUGUAUUGGAGUUCUUAUUGCUUCCUAAAGUCACUGGAAAUUUACCAUCUAUCAGUAUCGACACAACAAAAUGGAAAAUACCACAGGGUGUAAAAUUAGCCGAUCCAGCGUUCGAUACCUCAAAUUCCGUUGACUUGAUCCUGGGUAUCCAGCACUUUUUCACAUUCUUCAAACCAGGGAGAGAAAUCCAUCUAGGGGAUGGUCUUCCCAAAUUAUCGGAAUCGGUGUUUGGAUGGGUAGUGGCUGGAACCGUGACCGCAUCUAUCCUUUCAUCGUACCAUUGCAACGUUGCUUCUACGGUGAAUUUGGAGGAAUUGUUGGCAAGGUUUUGGUCUUGUGAGGAAGUCGACACUGCAAAUAAUUAUUCUCCGGAGGAAGCUCGCUGUGAAGAACAGUUUAUUCGUUCUGUUAGAAGAGGUUCGGACGGAAGAUAUAAGGUCUCUCUUCCGAAGAACGAAGAUGUCAUUGAGAAAAUGGGCGAGUCAAGAGACAUCGCACUACGACGAUUCCAAGGAUUGGAACGCAGACUUCUGGAGGAUCCAGAACUGCGUUGCCAAUAUAUUCAAUUUAUGGGGGACUACCUGCGCCUCGGGCACAUGCGCAAGGUACGCGUAACUCAAGAGGAUUCGGUCAAACGAUGUUACCUCCCCCACCAUCCAGUUUUGAAAGAAAGUAGUACGACAACAAAACUAAGAGUGGUGUUUGAUGCUUCAUGUAAGACAUCUAGCGGAAUUUCCCUGAACGACUCAUUAUUGGCAGGGCCGGUAAUUCAAGAAGAUCUUCGUUCAAUCAUCCUACGUUGUCGCGCAAGACAGAUAAUGAUUGUAGCGGACGUUGAGAAGAUGUUUCGUCAAAUUAAGAUGGACGAAAAUGAUAUACCCCUACAGAGCAUCCUAUGGCGAACCAAUGAGCAAGUCAAUUAUCCACAAGCAGCUGAGGCAUUGAUUAACGAUGUGUAUAUGGAUGAUGUUUUGACCGGUACAAAUGGCGUGAAUGAAGCAGUAGAGCUGAGGGUUCAACUUGAUUCAUUGAUGAGAAGCGGAGGAUUCAGGUUACGGAAAUGGGUUUCUAACUGCAAGGAGGUAUUACAAGAUGUACCGGAGGAGGAUUUAGGUUUGGGAAGACAAGGUCAAGUAGAACUCGAUCCAGAUCCAGCAGUGAGAACAUUGGGAUUGACAUGGUUGCCGAAAACUGAUGUUCUGAAGCUACAGUUCUCAAUACCAGAGAUACAUCCAAACGAUAAAUGGUCAAAACGAAAGGUUCUAUCAAUUAUUGCAGGACUGUUCGAUCCGCUAGGGCUGGUCGGAGCACUCAUCACUGUAGGAAAACUUUUCAUGCAACGACUGUGGAAAUUUGAAGAUGAAAGGGGGAGUGCAAGCAAGGAUUGGCAAGAAUUCCAUAGACAACUUCCUAUUUUGAAUAGCAUAACUAUUGAACGUUGUGUUUUGGUCCCUAAUCCAAUCAUCAUUCAGCUUCACGUCUUUUCAGAUGCUUCGGAGAAGGCAUAUGGUGCCUGUGCAUACCUUAAAAGUUGCAAUUCACAUGGCGCAACUAAAAUAAUAUUGCUUUCGUCGAAAUCAAAGGUAGCACCGUUGAAAACUCAAUCCAUUCCACGACUAGAAUUGUGUGGAGCAGCUGUCAAACUUAGCCCAGCGGUAUACUACUGGACUGACUCAACGUGCGUUUUACAGUGA
Messenger RNA from Toxorhynchites rutilus septentrionalis, 1953 nucleotides. RefSeq lists its product as uncharacterized. The record is from RefSeq and is a predicted model, not a curated record. The transcript has a single exon. NCBI's taxonomy places the organism in Eukaryota, Metazoa, Arthropoda, Insecta, Diptera, Culicidae. Bases 1 to 1953 code for a protein of 650 amino acids.